CCACUCAACGGUACACUGUCGCCAAAGUAACGUUCCUCUUCACUCGUCACUCCCUCUUUCUCUCUCUAAAAUUACUGUUCUAUAUCCUGCUUUCACCUGAGGUUCAGUAGAUAUCGGUUUAUAAAGAAAAAUUUCAUCUGUAAAUUGUAUAUAUCAAUUUUCAAGCUAUCCAUAUAUAACUAAGUUUUAAUGGAGGUGGCAGUAAUAGACUGGAAAAACAUUGAUUCAAGAUUUGUGACAGAUGAGGUUUAUGAGCACAUCAAUGCCCCUCAAUGGAUCGAUUUCUCCGUUCCCGAUGAUGCCAUUAACGAUGAGGCCUGGUUCUGCAGACCCAGUUGUAAUCAUCCGAAGACAGUUGAAGAUUUCUUUAAAGAGAGAGACAGGACUCCUACUUCCAUUUCUAAGCUUCAGAGAUCAGCUAGUGUAUCUGAAGUUCUUCCAUUUGGCGACAAAAAUAAAAGAGAUGCAACACUGAAGAAGAGAGGGGUUAACCAACCAUUCAUAUCACCAAACACGAAAUAUAAUAGGAAUUUUGAUGAUAGUGAAAAUCAAGAUCCCAAUUUUUCGACCCCUUCUAAUCGCAAAGGUCAUGGGAUGAAAGAGGGGAUCAAAUCAAGCGCUGAGAGGAAGAAAUUGACUGAUGAUAUCAUAACAACGAAAAAUCAAGCACCAAGGCUUAAAAGUACAUUGUCAGCUCGGAAUUUGUUUUCUGGAGGAGAUCUACUGAACAAGGUUGCAGAGUUUUGCAAUGAAUUGAAGAAACUGGCGACAAGGGGAAAGGAUGGCGCGGAAGAUGUGAAUGGAGGAAAUGCAGAGAAUUCACCAGAUUUGGACGAUAAAGAAAAGGAAAGGAAACCACUGCUUCAAUUAAAUCUAGUGAAAAGUGAAGCGACCGUGAAGAGCAACUCAAAAGAGAAGCAAAGAAGGAAAAAAAGAAAUGAUGACGCAGAGAAUACUCCCUUAUCUGUGGAUGUAAAGAACAUUAAGCGCAAAGAGGAAGAAAGCCUGUUGCAAAUUCGCACAUCUCCUCCAACUCCACAAUGUUUCUCAGCCAGCCGUGGGCCGACCAAAGCCACGCCUAAGUCUUACAGGUCGAAACCACAGCCCCAGGAGAGAGGAAUUCUACAGGAGCUCAAACCAAUCAACAAGGAGGAUAAAAGUGACGAACUAAGGGACAAGAACAACCACGGAAGAGAUGUGGCUGCUGCAAUAGCUGAAAAGGAAGCAAGAAGUUUGGAUGUUUUUUGGUUCUUAAAGCCUUGCACCAAUUCAAGUUAGUCAAAUGAUUUUUUCAGAGUAUUCAUAGAGCAAAUUAUUUAGUCAUUCUUUCAUUCUUUCAGUUUUCCACAAGUCUUGGUUGUUACUUGUACAAUUAUCUUGUUUCAUCUUGAUUCCUAUUCCUGA
Messenger RNA from Olea europaea var. sylvestris, 1404 nucleotides. RefSeq lists its product as uncharacterized. The transcript has 6 exons. The record is from RefSeq and is a predicted model, not a curated record. The coding region runs from base 190 to 1278 and encodes 362 amino acids. Lineage: Eukaryota; Viridiplantae; Streptophyta; Magnoliopsida; Lamiales; Oleaceae.